UAGUAUGCGUGUCAAGUGUUCGGUGUAAACUAGGUCAAUUAACGUAUCUGUUAUAGGUUAUAUUAUCUAUUUAAUAUAAAAAUAAAAUUAUUACUCGAUUAAGUGGAUCAAGUUCAAUACGUUCGUCAGCGAGUGAACGUAGCUGCAUUAAAGACAUCGACUGUGAAAUUAUUGUUCUUAAUUUUAAUGAUGGUAAAAGUUGAAUGGUUCUGCAUUGUACCAAGCUGUAAAUCAAAUUCAAGGACGCCUGGUCAUUUUUUCCCAAAGAGUCCAAUAUUAUCAGAAAAAUGGAAAGAAGCUGUAAAUAAUAGUAUAAUUUUAAAUAUCUCAUCAGAAGAAUUAAGAAAAUAUAGAGUAUGUCACUUGCAUUUUUUACCUGAAGAUUAUAUUUAUAUUCAAAAUCGUCGAAGACUGAAACAUAAUACAGUAUCUAGUGUAAAUAUAUAUAAUACGCAGACAGUUACAAACAGUACAGAAAUAAAUGAUGCAAACAGAGAGACAAAUGAUGCAAAUACAGAAAUAAAUGAUGCAACUGACAUACAGUUGCAUUCACAAUCUGAAACAAAUACUGAAUUACAUUUACAAUCUCAAACCAGUAAUGAACCUGGACCUUCUACAAGUAAUUUUAUAUGUGCAGAAACAAAUAUGCAAAACGAUCAAAAUAAUAUCACAAAUAAGGUUAAUAGUCCAUCACGAAUAUCAAGAAAUAUACUUGGAUCUGUUACAAGACAACGUCAUUUAACACCAAAAGCACAAAAAAUAUAUAAGAAAGCCGUAACAUUAGCGAAGGAAAAAAAUCGAAUAAAAAGACAAAUAAUAGAUUAUAAAACACGCCUAAAAGAUGCAAAGAAGUUAUCAAAUACUCAAUUUUGUAAAAAGUUUAACAGUUUAACUCCAACGCAAAGAUUGUUUUUCAAUAUGCAAUUACGAAAUACAAAAUAUGCUCCAAAGGUACAUUUCAAAACAUUAUUUAAUGAAUUAAAAUCUUCAUUAGAAUCAAUAUGUCCUGAACGUAGUUCACAAUAUUUCAGUAAUAUAUAUUUUGAUUCAGAAACAUACAAUAAUGUAAAUUUGCAAUUGUAAAU
This is a messenger RNA of Solenopsis invicta (red fire ant), 1085 nucleotides long. RefSeq lists its product as uncharacterized. The transcript is spliced from 2 exons. The record is from RefSeq and is a predicted model, not a curated record. Lineage: Eukaryota; Metazoa; Arthropoda; Insecta; Hymenoptera; Formicidae. Bases 187 to 1083 code for a protein of 298 amino acids.